AUGUUAGUUUUAUUGAAUACCUCACACUUAGAAAAAGCUUCAAAUUGGCGCGGCGUGCGGCAGAAUUCAUCUAGCAAAGAGAAUCACCACGAGGCCAACCCCACAGCCGUACUUAACACCACUCAUAAAGCUGUUCCGCCCCUCCGUAUGCCCCCGCCGACAGCUGGCGGGAUCAACGAGCCGCAAGAGUGUCCGUACUGCCGCCGGACGUUCUCUUGUUACUAUUCCCUGAAACGACACUUCCAAGACAAACACGAGCAGUCAGACACGUUGUACGUGUGCGAGUUUUGCCACCGGAGGUACAGAACGAAGAACUCGCUCACAACGCACAAGAGUCUUCAGCACAGAGGAUCGAGUGGAAUGCUCAAGCGGCUGCUAAAGACGUCAGCACUUCAUAGUGCCCUGGCGCCGUCGCCGCAUCAUCUGUUCGAUCUCGGAAAUGAUCACACGCCGCAGCUUCCACCUGGCCUUCAA
Brenthis ino (lesser marbled fritillary) is the source of this 474-nucleotide messenger RNA. NCBI's taxonomy places the organism in Eukaryota, Metazoa, Arthropoda, Insecta, Lepidoptera, Nymphalidae. The record is from the annotation of a GenBank genome assembly.